AUGUUCGAGGAACGACUCAUACUCGGAGUAGCCUCGGCCUGCUCGACUCUGGCGAUCGUCAUCUGGCUAAUUAUCGUACCAUCGCUCUACAACACCAUCAACGAGAUUCACGAUGAGGUGCUCGAUGGCGUCUCCGUGUUCCGUGUUGAGACCGACUCCGCCUGGACCGAGAUGAUGGACAUUCAAAUCGCCUUUAGUCCGGCAUCGAAACCUCGCGAGAAUCCUUUCAACUCGAUUUUCCGUCCGAAGAGACAGACCGGUUUGCCACCGUGGUGCAUUUGCGAGCCCCUCAGAGCAACUUGCCCGCCCGGCCCUCCGGGACCUCCCGGACCACCUGGACAGCCUGGGAAUCCUGGUCCUCCUGGUCCGCCUGGCAUGGACAACACCGUCACAUAUGCGCCGCUCACGUGCCCUCCUAUUGACACCGCAUGUAUCAAGUGUCCACCUGGACCUGCUGGACCUCCUGGAGAAGCAGGACCAGCAGGAAUGCCUGGAGGCGACGGACACCCUGGACAGCCUGGAUCGCCAGGCAAAGGUGGACCGCCUGGUCCAGCCGGCCCACCAGGAGACGCUGGGCAACCAGGGCAACCAGGAUCUCCUGGGCACCCUGGAGAACCUGGAAAAGACGGCACUCGCGGAAGAGGAGGUGCUGGGCCACCUGGACCUCCCGGACCUCAAGGACGUCCAGGAGGUCCUGGUCCUGGCGGCCAACCUGGGCCGGGUGGCUCUCCAGGACCACAAGGACCUCCUGGAGAACCUGGAGCUCCCGGACACCCGGGACCCGAUGGACAGCCUGGUAUGCCCGGAGCACCUGGUACUGUUGGACGAGAUUCUGGCUACUGCCCAUGCCCACCCCGAUCGAUGGUCUACAUAAGGCGGAAAUACCAUCACUGA
Ostertagia ostertagi is the source of this 894-nucleotide messenger RNA. NCBI's taxonomy places the organism in Eukaryota, Metazoa, Nematoda, Chromadorea, Rhabditida, Trichostrongylidae. The record is from the annotation of a GenBank genome assembly.